ACACACUGGGGGAGCGUGGUGCGAUUUCCUUUAACGUCAGGUCAGCACAGGAACAGACAGAGUAUGUUUGUGACUGCGCAGUAACUUGUCCUCACUCACUCUUUCAUUCAACAGCUUCGCCCUCUCUCUCUUUCUCUGCAGCUUCAGUUUCCACAUAUUUAAUUCUUAAUUGAGACCUAAACCCCUGCUUCUUUGGAAAUGGAGUCUCAUUCAACAUCGCCGCAGUCUGCUGCCCCUUCUCAGUCUGCUCCAUUAUCACCGUCUUCUGCAAUUCUUCACUCUCCUGAAGAUAUUACGAUGAGGGAGCGUUCUCCUUCGCCAAUGAGAGGGUUCCUUAUCCCCAGCCCAUUACCAACCAGGAGGACCCGAACUAAGUCUGCAACUGCUCGCGCAGCAGAAGGACCAGUCUUCAAAGGAACCUGUAAAUGCUUUUCCCGUUCGAAAGGUCAUGGAUUUAUCACCCCUUUGGAUGGAGGACCAGAUAUCUUUGUUCAUAUCUCUGAUAUCGAAGGAGAAUAUGUGCCAAUGGAGGGAGAUGAGGUCUCUUACAAGCUGUGUUCCAUUCCUCCCAAAAAUGAGAAGGUGCAGGCUGUUGAAGUGGUCAUCACCCACCAAGCACCGGGAACAAAGCAUGAAACAUGGUCUGGACAUGUCAACUUAUAAGAAUGGUCAACUGUCGUAACCUUCUAUCCAGCAUGGAGGUUUAAGUAUGAGCAAAUAUCAGAGUUAUGUAUUUGAGCAGUAGGCUGAGUGUUUGCAGAAUUAAAAAAGAACUUUUACAAGGUAUGGUGUUUUGAACAUACAAAAGUUAUUCAUUAAACAAUAAUUGGUUAUCACUCAACCUUUCCAUAAUUUUUAUAAAGGUCUCUGAGCCAGUGAAUAUACAUAUGGCACUUUGUAUCAGGGAAUCAUGCUGUACAUUUGUCUCCUCUCUAUCUGAAGAAUGUGUGCAGAAAAUAGUUGUCACUCAAACAAGCAUGUUAAAAGCUGCAUUUUCUUAUGAAACAGCUGUGAAUUGGAAACUUAUUUCAAUCUGUGUUGCCCUACAAACACAUUUAGUUGGCCUUAGUUCCAUUUGAAUCAUUUCCACCGCAAAUCAUGCUUGUAAUUUAUUUGAUUUAAUCAUUUUUUAAGAAGUAUUUACUCUCUAAUAUUUUCUACUUAGCUCUGCUGUGGUCUGCAUGAUCCAUUGCUGAAGGCUCAUUUUGUCAGCAGGUGAUUGGCCUUUGCCAAACCCCUCCAAACUUGCCAGCAGGAGGUGAAAGAACACCAUGGUUUCCCCUCUGUCAAUGCAAUGUGUAUGUGAACUCAACAUGAUCAUGCCUUGUCACUCAGUAUUGUCAAUCUCCUAUAGUGUACAGUAGUUAAAAUCUCUGAUAUUUCAAUACCCAUGUUAAUCCAACACUGUUAAUAUCUGGCUGGCUGGGGUCUAAUCACCAGCCCAUAAUGUUUUUGAUCAGUACAGUUUUAAAGAAAACUGAUCAUAUUUCCUAAGCUUUAUUGUGUAUUGCAUGAUUGCAAACACAGGUAUGAGCCGGGUUACCAACUGUAUGUAGUAUCAAGGUGGCUGUUACUGCUGUGAAAUUUGUAUAUACCAUCUGACGUUGUUAGUAUAAAUACACACACACACGUCUGUAGGGUUUUGGGCUAAAGAAAAUAUGGCACAUCCAUGACGUUCUUAUGAGUUUUUAUUUUUGUCAACUACGUAGAAUAUUGCAGUAGUUAGUUACUGGGAAACUUUUUUUUAAAAUAGACUCCAAUUGUGUUUAAAAGUGACAUGGCAAAAGUAGCUUGACAGCUUAUUCUUUUGCUUAUACUUUUUCACAAGGCAGUAUAAGGUCUUGCAAAUUUGAGAUUAAAAUUGAAUUUUUCAGUGCUGUAAUAUUAUUGCAGUCUUUUAAAUCUGACAAGUUUCACCCAGAUAAUUAAUCAAGCAAACCAAGAUUUGUUCAAUGUUGUGAUUCUCAAAUGGAUAAGGAAUGGGUGGUCAAAUAAUGGUGAAAGACAGGCUGAGAUUGGAAAAUAUUAUUUCAACUUAAUGCUCAUGUCCAUUUAAUUCAGGAUGGAGGUUGAUUUCUUGUAUUUAUCCAGAGAGAGGCAUUUCUUGUCAAAUUUACCCUUUUUUAAUUCAAAAGUUACCAAACCCUGAACAGUGUAAUGAAACAUUUAAGAAAUGAAUUUACAUUUAAAAUUAACAAAAUAGAUGUUUGGUUUGUUGUGUAAAAGAGGCUUUUAAAGAUUUGUGCACAAACAUUACCGUCAUGUUGUGGAACCGGCUUGAAUUUUAAAAAAUACAAUUUUUCAGAUUAACCGUUACAAUUUUGCGUAGCUAUUGGUGUCUACUUGAAGAUGAGGUUAAAAGUCUAUUUCAAUAAGCUCUCGUCUUUAAUUCUGUGCUGUUUUAAGAGUUGAGGGUUCCAGUAGAGUGAUGUGGAUUUAGAGAUUAUGAUUUUUCUUUCUGCAAGUCUCCCAGUCACUUCCCUUUCUUUUAAACUGCUCUAGGUCAAUAUUAAAUGUAGAAAAUUCUCAACUCAUGGGUAGCAGGCAAUAAAAUAUUUGCACUGCAUAUUGAUUUAAAACCCAAGGUUAUUGCUGAUACCAGAAAAUGUCUGGAUCCUGGAUACAUGGAGGCCUCCAGCAUUUCCAUUCAAAAAUAUCAGUGAAGGCAGGAUUGGUUGCACCUCUUAUAAAGGUAUUUGAUGUAAAACAGCCUAAUGGUGUUGCUGUGUCUUUUUCAAAUAUUUUGCUUUUUGUGAUGAAUGUUUUAAUUUGGUUUUUCUUCAGUGCCUUAGUCUUUGAUAAAACUAUUUGGACAAAAUAGAAGAAGAAUCUAUUUUAUCCCGUGGCAAAAUCAGUCAGCAGUUUAUAUUUACAAGUAUGAAUAUUGCAUUGAUGUAUUGUGCAUUAUACUUCAGUUGCGAUUCAUUAAAUCUGAACUAGAAAAUUGGAAUCUUUGUGUGAACUUUGAGGAUCAAUUGAUAUUUGUGUAAACUGCUAUUCAUGUAUUUCUGAUUAAUUAGGGACAAAUAAAAGUAUUAAAUGUUUGAAUAAAUGACAA
Messenger RNA from Stegostoma tigrinum, 3058 nucleotides. It is a transcript of the gene carhsp1, whose product is annotated as calcium regulated heat stable protein 1. The transcript has 4 exons. The coding region runs from base 199 to 663 and encodes 154 amino acids. Gene Ontology annotation, biological process: regulation of mRNA stability. Gene Ontology annotation, molecular function: mRNA 3'-UTR binding. The record is from RefSeq and is a predicted model, not a curated record. Gene Ontology annotation, cellular component: cytoplasm. Lineage: Eukaryota; Metazoa; Chordata; Chondrichthyes; Orectolobiformes; Stegostomatidae.